Messenger RNA from Electrophorus electricus (electric eel), 5386 nucleotides. It is a transcript of the gene aspnat, whose product is annotated as N-acetyltransferase 8-like. Lineage: Eukaryota; Metazoa; Chordata; Actinopteri; Gymnotiformes; Gymnotidae. The record is from RefSeq and is a predicted model, not a curated record. Gene Ontology annotation, molecular function: L-aspartate N-acetyltransferase activity. Gene Ontology annotation, cellular component: mitochondrial membrane.
CCAUCACGCUAUACGUACAGCGCAAUACGACCAUAAAACUUUAGAUGAAUAAUAAAUCACGUAAUUUUUCAGGUUUCCUGACUGACGCAUUCAUCGUCUUUGCUACAGAAGCAAUGCGCGCAUGCCCGUCGGCACCAUUCGUCUGCUUACCGCGGGUCCUGAUGCUGACCAAAGAACCGCAUUACCCGAACAGACUCACUGGCGACUACAACGCAAGUUUUAAGUUUUCUUUUAUCGGUCAUAUGUAUAUCACACCGAUAGCUCACAUGGUUACCGUUAGAAAUGCGUGUACUUCUUAAACGUCAGUCACCCAGACGCUCAAGAUGCCGCUUGGUGUCUUAAGGAGGGGGAAGGGACCGACAGCGAAAGGAGGCAACGAUCCAGUUUAAACUAGUUCUGUACAAUGCUACUAAAUGCGACCUUAUUCAAAUCAAGACAAUUCUCUAUUGCGACUGAUGUUCAAUGAACAAGCGAAAAUGCAUUACUACGGGUAAAACAGGCAGAUUAUUUUAUCGUGGAUAUGACCCGUGUUCAAAUAUCAUCCGUGUAGCAACAAUAGAUUAAGUAAUUCGCAUGUAUUAUUAUUAAUCCUUUGAACAAUGCAAUACCCAGUUAAUUCAGACCCAUGCGUUUUUCAUUUUCUAAAAAGAAUAACUCCAAACUAUGUGAGGCAUGUGUUGCAUCAGAAGGUUUUAUCUGAAACAAGCAGACAGGAAAGACGGGAACCCCGUGGAUAUGACUGCCACGAGAAAAGGGCGGGCUGCGUGAACAAAAACCCCUAACAGACAGCACUGCACUGCAGCAAAACCGUCACUCUUAUCCACAUGCUUCCACAGCGUCCACGGGCGCACGGAACGCAAAAGGGUACUUCGCGCAGGCUAGACGCAGCAAAGACAUUCCCAGCCAGUCGUAGCUCAGCAUCGACAUCUGUGUGUGUUAGCAGUCAACAACAAAUGACACGAGAUCGGUGUUCUGACUGAGGACACGAAGCGUUCCGUGAUAACGUCACGGGGCGCAUCGUAACGCGACGCAAAUAUCAACUGUUCUUACCCCAAGACAUAGCUGUUGCGCUUGAAGCGCUAUUGGACGCUUCAUAUGAAACGAAGCGAUAGGUCUAUCCUCUAGCUACCCUUCCCCCAAAACACACAUGUGCGGAAUUUCGCCAGAAUGCUUGGUAGAACUAGGAUUUUUUUUUCCCUUUUUUUCUUUUCUGAAACACGUUAGGGUAUUUCUCCUUUGAGCAAUCUCCCCAAGCGCUGUUAUGUGGCGAAGGACUUACAUCCAAUCAGCGGGAUGAGGAGACCACUCCUACCCCAGAAUCUGAAUGCGCCGGGCAUGUCGCGCUAUAAAUACCGCCUGAACUACGCCGGCAUCUCUUGGUCGUGAGAAAGCUCAGGUUUGCAGCUGUACAUUUGUCUUCUCCCUUUCCAUAACAAAACCCCCACCGUCUAUUUUUCGUAUUUUCUCCCCAAUUUCAGUUUAUUCGAGGCCAGUUGCAUGCAUUGUUCGUCUCCCAAAAUGGUUUGCGAGACUAAAAUAGUUGCAGACGAACACGACGCCAUACCUGGGACAAAAAAAGAUUCUAUUAUUGUUUCCUCCUCACAAAUGUGGACAUCUUCUUCGUCGACUCCCGGUGCGUUCGAAAGUAAAGAUUUGAAACGGGACCAGGUUUUUAUACGCGAGUUUGAGCGCUCGGACCAUGCGGAGGUGCGACGCAUCUUCUGUGAAGGCAUCAUGGAGCGGAUACCCAACACAGCUUUUAGGGGUCUAAAACAACAACCACACACUCAGUUUCUUUAUGUCCUGCUCACAGUAAUGUGCUUUGUUAUGACCAAGUCCGUCAUGCUGACGUUCUGUACACCGUUCUUUCUAAUGGGAGCGCGCUAUUACUACAGCAGGAAAGUCAUCUUCAGUUACCUGGACUGUGCUCUCCAUACAGACAUGGCUGAUAUUGACUCAUACUACAUGACACCUACAGGUUCCUGUUUCUGGGUGGCAGUUCUGGAGGGCCAGGUGGUGGGCAUUGUAGCGGCACAGGGACGAGAAGACGACAAUACUGUGGAGCUGCGGCGCAUGUCUGUGGACUCUCGUUUCCGUGGGAAGGGCAUCGCUAAGGCGCUGGGGCGACGUGUUCUAGAAUUUGCCAUGCUCAACAACUACUCAGCCGUGGUUCUGGGAACGACGGCAGUCAAGAUGGCCGCCCACAAGCUGUAUGAAUCACUGGGUUUUCAGAGGGUGGGCGAGAGCGAGGACUACACUCUUCCUGGGAUGAGCCGCUCACCAGUUGAGAGGCUCUUCUUCCAGAUCCGUUACAGCCGCUAUCGGCUACAGCUUCAUGAAGAGUAAGAGAAUGAGAGAGUGAACGGAAGCAUUAAGGAAAGAAUGAACGGGAGAAAGCACGUGAGAGAGUAUGAACGCUGACCACAACUCUCAAGUCACAAAAACCUAGUUCACUUCUAAACUUUUUUUUUUUUUUUUUUUUUUAAAAGGUCAUAAGUGCUUUCUACAACUGUUCCAUGCUCAAAACUAAGUUUUUAUUUGCCUUACUGUUUUACUUGUUUUAGUUUAUUUUUCAAGUUAGUGGAUGUUUUUCAUCCAUUCUUUUCAUUAUGUUUUUACCCACAAGAAACUGUCAAUCGAGCCUCUAAAUGAAUUAUAUAUAUAUAUAUAUAUAUAAUUCACACACACACACACACACACACAUAUAUAUAUAUAUAUAUAUACACACACACACACACACAUACAUAUGGUAUAGAAAUUAUUCAUUUAUUAAGAGAAACACCCCUAAACAUAUAUCCACACAACAAACCAAGGCCAUAGGUUGGUCUGUCAGACUCUCCUUUACAUCUAUUGUAAGGGCUCGUCUGUUAGCUAUAGCUUGUACUUUUUUGAAAGAUGGCAGGGGUAUAGAGGGGUAUAGAGGAAAAAAGAUGAAUGGAGUUCAGGCUCAAUCUACUCUUUCUGAACUUGUCCUGAACUUUAUAAACUGGGAAGGAAGGUGACACUCAGAAGUAGUGUUUGACUGAAGCACAGUUUUUUAUGUGUCUAAGCACAGUCUUUUAUGUGUCUUAAAUACAAAAAGAGAAAAACUAAAAGUCUCUACUCAAAGAGUUUUACAUAAUUUCAUGGUGAUUUUACUAACUGUGAAGAGGCAAGAAGCCCUGUACAAAACACACACAAUACACCCACACCCACACACAACCCAUUACAUUGUACAAUCCUUUAAUAUCACUCAAAAAACACCCACACACCUAUUAAAUAAUUAUUGUCAAUUUAGGAGACACUGAUGUGCAGUCAGUGAAACUGGGUUAAAUGUGUUAUUUUGGGUUUAAUGUGAUUGUUACAGAAAUUCAACUAAAUUUCACAACAAUUGGACCAUUUAUUUCCAUUAAUCAUGCAGGUUAUUUUAGUAUGUAUAGCUCUUGACUGAAUAUUUACAAAAUAAUAAUUUUAUCAUUGACAUAAAAGAAAAUUAUAAAUUAGAAUAAAUUAAAAUGUCUGAAUUAAAAACUAAUGUUCUUCUAAUGUUGCUGUUUCAUGCAUGCAAUACUUAAAUUCUAAAGAUACUGCAGUGAGGACUCCCAUUGAACAUAAUUUGGUUUACAUCUAAGCAAUAUUUUGAUUAAACAUGAAUUUGAGGACAUAAGCACAAAUGUAAAACAAAUGACUGCAAAAACACAAAACAUAUAAACCUCUAUAUUUUACAUAAAAAAAAACAAUGUCUACAUGAGAAAUAUAUGUAGACAUAUUCCAUGACAGAAAUAACCCUAAUCUCUCACCAUCUCCAUUCUCCUUUCACAGUACCAGCAAUGGGAGAGAUACAAACCACAGCAAGCCUCAUUUGUGACAUAUCUUGUAUAAAGUUAAGAAACAAAAUGUGAUUAAAAAAAGUAAAGUAGUGAGAGAAACCCCCUGACCCCCAAAUGACCCUUGGCAAUUUUCCUUGACUUGACUUUUCCCCCCACCCCCAUCCAAUAAUCUGACUGCAACCCUGGGCCAGACCCCUCCUACCCCUUUACCCCACUCCCUCAACCCAUCCCCAUCUUUGCAUGCGCCACUGAGCCUUGUUGCGCUGCUUUUUCUCCAUUCAAGCUUGUUCUUUCCCAAAAAAUCCCCUCUGUGAUGUCAUAGUAGCAAUGGAGAAUCCUCAGUAGCUGAGUGAAGGAGCCAAGAAAGGCUGAUGCCGAUUGAUGUAUGUGUGGUUACUCUAAAAAGUUAAGAGAUACAUCUUCUAGCUCAGUGCUUCGAUGACAUCACAGCUGCCAAAAGUAGAAUGCAAAAGCAAUGCAAGUGUGUGGCAUGCCUCUGUACCUGAUUUGUGCGUACGGUGCCUGCACUAGAAACGAAGUACACUCUGUUUAAAAUAUGUAAGAGAAGCUUCUUUUUUAGCUGAACAUAUAACAACGUGAGUCUUUAAAAGAAAACUACUGUUAAAAGAAACUACUGUUUUGCAUGAAACAUGACUUUGAAUGAAAAUGUUUAAAGAAACAUGAUCUAUCAGAAUUGAAGUCUUAACAGUGGAAUUAUUUUGUUUUCAUGUUAUUUGUUUAAUGUACAAGUUUUUAAGUUGUUUUCACCAUAUGUUAUCAAGGUGGUGAAUAUUAUUUUUUCUGUAAGAGGCCCUAGAAAAUUAUUCAGCUGAAUACAGUAUUAGGUAUAUUUCACCUUACAGGACCAGUGCUAAAAUCUUUUUAUGAUACAAAGUCUUAUGACACAAAUGGCUUUAAGAGCUUCUUACAGUAAAAACUAGGACCACUCACCUUGCUUAGUCAUGUAAGUUGAAACGAGCAAAUCACAGAACAAAAAAGAAAGGUUUUCUGACUGAAAUUAAAUUAGAUCACUUAUUUGUUAAACUUUGACAUCAUACAUACCAGGUUCCUUGAACACUGAGUGUAGCACUAUGUUGUUGUAGCCCAGAGACAGACAACUGUCAAAAUGCAAUGCUUUCAGAGAAACUGUACUAAUGUAGAGGAUGUCUGAUAUUUUCUUUCUUUUUUUUAAAAUUGAAAUUAAUGCUGCUGCAUAGAUCCAUAGCUGACAGGCUAAUAAUGCCACUUAAAGCAGAUAACGUAAAAUUAAUAAUAAUGGGGACUUUGCUAACAAAGUCUGCAGGUUUUGCUAAUACAAAGGUAAACUCAUGAGAGAAUGUUUGAGGCUACAUGAUCACUGUUUACCACUGGUUUUAUGCACUCACGGCUUCUGUAACAAAAACAGCUCUGCAUAUCUUGAUGUGUUUCUCACUUUGGCAUAAAAGCCAUUCUGGUUAAAACAUUUGAAAAAUCAAUUCAGAAACAAGGAAAUUAGCAACUUUGAUAAAUUGAAUAAUUAAACGCUUUCAGUGUUUACCACUGAUUUAUGAAGAUAAUAAAAUAUUCAUUAAAUGAAA